Lotus japonicus is the source of this 480-nucleotide messenger RNA. RefSeq lists its product as uncharacterized. Lineage: Eukaryota; Viridiplantae; Streptophyta; Magnoliopsida; Fabales; Fabaceae. The record is from RefSeq and is a predicted model, not a curated record. Bases 1 to 480 code for a protein of 159 amino acids. The transcript is spliced from 2 exons.
AUGGAAAAUGGCCUCUCGUGUAUGCUGAAUUUAUUGUUGGAAGGGCAAUCACCAUGUGGGUUUCGCUUUGGCUCCGGGAUAUCCAUCAACCAUCUCCAAUCUGUCGAUGACACACUCAUAUUUUGUGGGGAUGAUGUGUGUCAAUUGAAGCGCAUUUAUGCUGCCAUUGAAGCCUUUAUGUGGGUGUCUGGCUUAAAGGUAAAUUUUACCAAAUCUCAAUUAAUUGGGUGUAAUAUUCCUCAUAAUCGUGUGGUGGAAUUAGCCCAGCGCUUUGACUUCAGCUCGGGCCAGCUCCCAAUUCAAUAUUUGGGGGCUCCUCUUGUUGAUAACCCUCGGCUGAAACAAUUCUGGAUUCCGAUUAUUGAGAAAAUGCGAGUGAAGUUGGCAGCUUGGAAUUCCAAAUUCUUAUUGAUAAAUGGUAGACUUGUCUUACUGAAAUCGGUGAUAUCGAUAAUAAUGUGUAAAACUGGAACUUGGUGA